AUGAGCCGCUUCGCUCUCCACGCUAUCGCUCAGAAACUGCAGUUCUCCAGUGGAGAAGAAGAUGAGGAGGUGGUGGUCGAGCCCAAGCUCUCUGACUUCCUUCGCGUCCAGGAAGAAAAAGCCUCGGCCUCCAGGAGAACGUGUGUCUCCCCCUUCAGCCGCUUCCCAGUGGGGGCCGAGGUGGUUCCUCCCUCCGGGGAAAGGAGGCGAACUCGCGGCCCUAGGACCCGUCUGCCCGGAAGGAGUGAGUGUCCAGAGACACCCAUCGACUGUAUGAACUGGAGGAAGUUGCGGCUCUGUGAUACUCCUUACACCCCCAAGAGCCUUUUCUCCAAGGCUGGUCAGCUCUCAACUGCUGCCAAAGGCCCUGUCUCUAGAAUUCGCCGGCCACUGGAGUUUUCUGCUGGUCCUGAGUGUCUCCAGGUCCCGUCAGUGAAUGUAAACCCCUUCACCCCCACAUUGUACCAUGAGUUGGGUCUCGCUCACAGUGGAAAGAGCCAGAAAACUGGAAAGAGGAAGAAAAGGAUUGAAGAUCGAAGCAGGAAAGAUCUUGCAACCAGAGACAGAGGCAUCACUGAGGAAUUGCUGCAAUCUAAGCGAUUUAACCUUCAUGAGAGCAACAUGGGCUCCCGUUAUGCUCUGGAGUUUUACGAGUUGGAGAAGAUUGGCUGUGGCGAGUUUGGGGCUGUGUUCAAAUGUGUGAAGAGACUCGAUGGCUGUCUCUAUGCCAUCAAGCGGCUGAAGAGACCCCUGUCCGGCUCACUUGAUGAGCAGACUGCACUCCGCGAGGUGUAUGCUCAUGCAGUGUUGGGACAUCAUCCUCAUGUGGUGCGGUAUUAUUCAGCUUGGGCAGAGGAUGAUCACAUGCUGAUACAGAAUGAGUACUGUAAUGGUGGCAGUCUGGCAGAUGUGUUGACUGAGAACUUACAAGAAGGAAUCUUAUUGGCUGAGGGGGAGCUGAAGGAGAUUCUACUGCAGGUGUCAAUGGGACUGAAGUACAUUCAUAGCUCCAGUUUGGUUCAUAUGGAUGUCAAACCAAGUAACAUCUUCAUCUGUCAGAGAGUGACCCCUGACGUGACAGGAUGUAUGGAAGAUGACAGUGAUGCUGAUGAGGAGGGAGCCCUGGUCACCAAUGUACUGUACAAAAUUGGUGACCUUGGCCAUGUGACAUCAAUCAGCAAUCCCCAAGUAGAGGAGGGAGACAGCCGCUUCCUGGCAAAUGAGGUUUUACAAGAGGACUACUCUAAUUUGCCGAAAGCUGAUAUUUUCGCUUUGGGUCUCACUAUGGCGUUGGCAGCAGGAGCAGAGGAACUCCCUUCGAAUGACAUGGCUUGGCAUUACAUCAGGAAGGGCAACCUUCCCACAAUUCCUCAGCAGCUGUCCCAUGACUUUUACAGCCUAUUGAAACUCAUGAUUCACCCAGAUCCUGUGGACAGACCAUCUUCUGCUGGACUGACAAGACACCCUGUGCUCCGUCAGAAUUCCAGGAAGCUGGCCUCCCAGCUCCGAAAAGAGCUCAAUGUGGAGCGAUUCAGGACAGCCAUGUUGGAGAGGGAGUUGAUGAAAGCCAGGCUCUCUCAAGGCUUCCCACAGACUGACCUGAAAUCUCUGCAUUCAGCCAAGAAAUCUCCUCUCCUUCCAGAGAACAGGAGCCAAAGACUUGUAGGGGGUCGAAGUAGCCGCUCUGUGAGCUUCAACUGUGUUGGAUACUGA
This is a messenger RNA of Hemiscyllium ocellatum (epaulette shark), 1713 nucleotides long. Its product is annotated as wee1-like protein kinase 2-A. The record is from RefSeq and is a predicted model, not a curated record. Gene Ontology annotation, molecular function: non-membrane spanning protein tyrosine kinase activity; magnesium ion binding; ATP binding. The transcript is spliced from 11 exons. Gene Ontology annotation, cellular component: nucleus. The coding region runs from base 1 to 1713 and encodes 570 amino acids. Lineage: Eukaryota; Metazoa; Chordata; Chondrichthyes; Orectolobiformes; Hemiscylliidae. Gene Ontology annotation, biological process: mitotic cell cycle; regulation of meiosis I; protein phosphorylation.